AUGUAAGACAUGCUGUAAUACUUAAUAACAUUUAUUUUAAAAAAUAAUAAAAUAUUAUUACUAUAUUUAUAAAAUAAGAAAUUUAUAGGCCAUUAAGAUGUCAGCAUUGUGUCUAUUGUGAUAAUUGUGUUGAGAAUUUCGAUCAUCAUUGUCCUUGGUUAGGCACUUGUAUUGGAAAAAGAAAUUAUUAAUAUUUUAUAGUUUUUAUAACUUUAUUAAAUUUUUUAUCUAUUAAAAUGGUUGUUGAUUCAGUUUUAUUUUAUUUAAAUUAAUGGAAAAACUAGGAAAUUAAAAAUUAUGAAAACGCAUUGA
Ichthyophthirius multifiliis is the source of this 312-nucleotide messenger RNA. RefSeq lists its product as hypothetical. The transcript has 2 exons. NCBI's taxonomy places the organism in Eukaryota, Ciliophora, Oligohymenophorea, Hymenostomatida. The record is from RefSeq and is a predicted model, not a curated record.